Larimichthys crocea (large yellow croaker) is the source of this 7696-nucleotide messenger RNA. It is a transcript of the gene kcnb1, whose product is annotated as potassium voltage-gated channel, Shab-related subfamily, member 1. The transcript is spliced from 3 exons. Gene Ontology annotation, biological process: potassium ion transmembrane transport; protein homooligomerization; action potential. Gene Ontology annotation, cellular component: voltage-gated potassium channel complex; membrane. Bases 455 to 2989 code for a protein of 844 amino acids. The record is from RefSeq and is a predicted model, not a curated record. Lineage: Eukaryota; Metazoa; Chordata; Actinopteri; Sciaenidae. Gene Ontology annotation, molecular function: protein binding; delayed rectifier potassium channel activity.
UGUGUGUGUGUGUGGGGAGGGAAGGAGCUGCCAUGGAUCCACCUUCAGAGAGAUGCGGCGCCUCCUCACACGGCUGACUGGGAAACACAGGUAGUCUGUCCGAAUGGGCUCUCUGCGUACUUGUUGAUCUCCGGGUUAAACAGCGGCGGGAUAUGCGGAGCAGGAAGCCGGCGGGGAGGCAGUAGAUCGUGCUGAGGAUCUCUCUGCCAUGUCGGAGGCAGAGGAGGGAGAAAUGGAUUGGGUUAGACCCUGGCAAUAGUAAACCAAUAACGGCGCCUCCUUUUUUUUUUUUUUUUUUUUUUUUAAAUGCUCCUGCUUCAUCUCCGUUUGUACCAGCGGAUUGAUUGUUCACAGAGCGGUACGUGCUGGUUUCAUUCAGUGCAGGAUGACAACAACAACUCACUACGAUACAGUAAUGAAAGAAAACAGGACCAACUAUAACCCAUAGCCCUGGAUGUUUGCCUCCUUGCUCAAACCUAAAGCCAUCAUGGAGAAAUCCCUGACAGAGUUAAAUAAAGCCGGCUCCCGCUCAACAUCAUCACUGCCACCUGAACCGGUGGACAUCAUUCACAGCAAGUCAUGUUUCCGCAGAGUCAGGCUGAAUGUCGGGGGUCUCCCACAUGAAGUCUUGUGGCGAACGUUAGAUAGGCUACCACGAACACGUUUGGGAAAGUUAAGAGAUUGCAACAACCAUGAAUCUCUAAUGGAAGUGUGCGAUGACUACAACCUUGAGGAGAAUGAGUACUUUUUUGAUAGACAUCCAGGGGCGUUCACGUCUAUUCUUAACUUCUACCGCACGGGUAAACUGCACAUGAUGGAAGAAAUGUGUGCCCUGUCAUUUAGUCAAGAACUUGACUACUGGGGCAUUGACGAGAUAUAUCUGGAGUCAUGUUGCCAGGCGAGGUACCACCAGAAAAAGGAGCAAAUGAAUGAGGAGCUCAAAAGAGAGGCCGACAAUUUGAAAGACAGAGAGGGAGAAGAGUUUGACAACACUUGCUGUGCCGAAAAACGGAAGAAGCUUUGGGACCUCCUGGAAAAGCCCAGCUCAUCUGUUGCAGCAAAGAUCCUGGCCAUCAUCUCAAUCCUCUUCAUUGUGCUAUCCACCAUUGCCUUGUCUCUGAACACCCUUCCAGAGCUACAGGACACAGAUGAGUUUGGCCAGUCCUCGGACAACCCACAACUGGCCCAUGUGGAAGCUGUAUGUAUUGCCUGGUUUACCAUGGAGUACUUGCUUCGCUUCCUUUCAUCUCCCAACAAGUGGAAGUUCUUUAAGGGUCCUUUGAAUGUUAUUGACCUGUUGGCCAUCUUGCCCUACUACGUUACCAUCUUUCUGACAGAAUCCAACAAAAGUGUACUGCAAUUUCAGAACGUCCGCCGCGUGGUUCAGAUUUUUCGGAUCAUGCGUAUCCUGCGUAUUCUGAAGUUGGCUCGUCACUCCACAGGUCUUCAGUCUUUGGGCUUCACUCUUAGGAGAAGUUACAAUGAGCUAGGCCUGCUCAUUCUUUUCCUGGCCAUGGGCAUCAUGAUCUUUUCCAGUCUGGUGUUUUUUGCUGAGAAGGAUGAGGAGGAUACAAAGUUUAAAAGCAUUCCAGCUUCUUUCUGGUGGGCUACUAUUACUAUGACAACAGUAGGCUAUGGUGAUAUCUACCCAAAAACUCUGCUGGGAAAGAUAGUGGGGGGGUUAUGCUGCAUAGCUGGAGUACUGGUGAUUGCCCUACCUAUUCCCAUUAUUGUAAAUAACUUCUCUGAAUUCUACAAGGAGCAGAAGAGGCAAGAAAAAGCACUUAAACGAAGAGAGGCCCUAGAAAGGGCAAAAAGAAAUGGUAGUAUUGUCUCCAUGAACUUGAAAGAGGCAUUUGCUCGUAGCGCAGAACUGAUGGAUGUGGUAAUAGAGAAGAGUGAGAGGCCUCAUGACAACCACCUCUCACCGAGCCGUUGGAAAUGGACUCCCAAGAGGGCUGCGUCGGAAACAAGCUCAAAUCGUUCGUUCAACGCCCAAGAGUUAGGCUCUCCUAAUAAGGCCAGAGUCACCAGUCCCCAGAGGCUAAAUGUUCAGAAGCUAGAGGAGAUGUACAACCAGAUGGCCAAGACACAAUCCCAGCCAAACCUCAAUGCUAAAGACAGGGCCUCCAAAGUUGGCAAACAGAGGGACGAGAUAGAGCUUGGGGCCAUCCAAGAUCAUGGACCACCUGUGCUGGGAACAAGAGAAGGAGUAGGGGACAUGAAAAGCUUGUCCAGCAUUGACAGCUACAUCAGUUGUGCUACAGACUUCCAGGAGAAUCCACGCUUCUCCCAUAGUCCAGCAUUGGACCUUGGUGUUCAGGAAAGCAACCGGUUCUCCCACAGUCCAGCUAUAGCUUUGUCCCAACGUGGCAGUAAAAAAACAGGCCAGCAAACCACUGGGGAGCGUGAGCCCAUGUUGACUCCUGUGUCUGUUACAAGGCCCUCAUACUCAGAGAAUGCACGAAAAUUCUUCUUUCCUGGCAACUCCUCAAAAAGCCUUACCCCAAAAGGAAGCUGUCGCAGCGAUGGGGAGUCAGGCCCCUCCCCACUCUCAGACAGCUCAGUUCUGUCAGAUCACUCUCUGUUAAGCCCUGAAGUUUCUAUCUACACUACUGCCAGCAGCAGAACCCCUCCAAAGUCCCCAGAGAGCACGGCCCUGGCGGCAACUGUAUUCACCUUUCAUGAUUCCUCCAUUAGCAAAUACAUUGACGCAGAUACAGAUGAUGAUGAGCACCUCCGCGACAUCUCUGAUACCAGUCCCUCAGAGCGUCUUUUGGCUGGUUCAAGCCCAAAAUGCAGCAUCAAUAUCAAUUACCAGAAAGGCACCAACCAUUUAGAAGCAGCCCAAAAAAUGCUGGGCCAGAACUGUCUGUUCCCCAUUGAAGGAAUUCGCGGAGUAGCUCAUGAGAAUCACAUAGGACCUGACAUGGCACGUAGACCAAAGGUUGAAAGGGGCCGUCAAAAUACUUUGGAUAAAAGCCUCUGAGGUGGAAUCGACAUAAAUGGGAAGCUUUGGCCAGAGUGUUUCUGAUGGAGAUACAAGACGGACUUAAAACACUAUAUAAGCCAGAGACAAAAAAAAGAGGGAGAGACAAAAUGUCUCACUGAAACAUUUCAAAUUACAAAUUACCUGAGCAUGCCAUUGGGCAUCGAGCUCAGCGAGAACACGUAUGGUGAAUACUCUGGGAGAAAAACACUUCUAAAAUGGAGAAUGUCACUGCCCCUCCUUCAGCUCAUUCCUAUUAAUGGUAUUAAACACUCACAAAACAAAAGAGCACUCCCAGGUAGCCAACUGGUCUGUUCAGAUAUCCCUGUGGAAGCAGAGUCAUGGAAAAAUAGGUUAUACCUGGUGUAACCCAACUGAAUGAAGCUUUUUGCAGCAGAGGGUUAUCUCCAUAUUGUCCAGGAGAAAAAAAAACCCAGCUGCCCACUAUCUCAUUACUGAGUCCCAGUUCAUUUUGUAGUCUUGGAGAUACAGGAGAGGACCUAGAAGCCUAUAAGCUACUUACUUGUGCCCUCCAUUCCCAAAACUGGCCUUAGUCAUUUACAUUUGUAGGGAUGUGCAUGUCUGCAUAUAAGUGUGUGUGUGUGUGUGUGUGUGUGCGUGUGUGCAUGUGUGUGAGUGUGAAUGUUGUGUGAAUGUUGAUUUAAUGUAAAUUCAUGUAUACACACUCUUGAGAUUGUCCUACCUGAUUUAUUUUUAUAUAGAUAAGAGAAAGUUCCUUAUAGAAAUAUGUGGUUUGCUAGUCUGCUGUGUCAUAAUCAUAUGUGAAGAGUAAUCAUGUAAAAGGUUCAAUGUCUUGUCACAGAGGCUGCAGUUAUCAGAGGCUCCAGCCCAUCAUCCAUUACAACGAGCGCUCUUUAUUGAACAGUAUUUUGCUAUCCCCUAUGUUAUUAUGUCAUGGUGAGAAUGGGUGAUACUUCCAGAUGUUGACCAGUGAAUAUUGUCUUAGCACCUCAGUAUCAUUUUUAACGGAUGGUAGUGGACCAAGAAUCUUUUGAUAUGGGCUAACACAACAGCCAGAAAUAAUAAGCUUGUUGCAUAAAACAGACAUUUAUGAAGCGUGCAUGCACCCAACCAGUCAACAUACAAAGACAUGAGAUGCUUUUAGAAAUUUAAUAUAUAAAAAUCCUCUAAUAUAGUUUUUUUUGUUUGUUUUUUUGCUUUUUUCACAAUUACUGAAAUAAAGUUUAGAUUUCAGUAACAGAUGUUCAGCAUGCAUUGGCCUUCCUUUGACCAACAUGAAAACAGCCAAAAAGCUCACACUCUCAGAUAAUGGAAUAUGCAUGUAUUUGAUACUGAAAGCAGUGGAGUUUUCCAUCUCUGCUUUGUUACUUAAAUCAUCAAACUGUAAUAGCAUUGAAUAUACAAAGUCAGGUUAACUCUACCAUUUCAGUUGUAAAUGCCCAACCUGAUAAAACCCAUGCAUGAGCACACACACACGCACACAUUAAAGGUAUAUGCAGGUAUGGAAGACAAUCUUCAGGAUAGAAACAUACACUUAGUUUCCAUGGUGACAGCAGGUGUCCUCAAAGGCUAGCAGCAGCUCAGCAACAGUUUGUUUAUUGGGGCGAGAAGAUUUGGUUGCAUGCAAUGUAUGUUCAACACAUCUACAAGAAAAACACACAAAGGCAUGUACCCAUAAAGUGACAGGUAUGCACAGCUGUCACGUGUUAGCAGAACCACUCUUCACUGUGCAGAUUUAAAAGCAACAUUAUGUAAGGACCUUGUACAUUGUUAUGUUUCUGUCUAAAAUCUAUGUAGCAUCCGAUAAAUACGAUUCCUACACAAUGCAUUCACUAUUAUCUCUUUAUAUUACCACACAGCUGAGAGAAACAGUCUUAUGUAACAUGUAAGUUUCAUUACAAAGAGGUAAUAAGCUACCGUUCACUGUUCCUCACUCAGCCCUUUGAAAUCUAAUUUAAAAUGUGAAGAUAAAACAGUUUUGUAAUGGCUUUAAAAAAUCCAAGCGCAGGUAUGUCUGACGUCAUCACAACUUUCUCGAAUGAUAAUGAGAUGCGUGGAGAAGAACCUCACUGCCAAAUAAACAAAUUCUGAACCAAACUGUACAAGCCUCCUGACACAAAUAUUGGUGAAAGAUGCAAAUAAAAGAGGUUGUUAUAAAUGUAGGUGUUGGAUAGAACAUAAAAUGUUGUGGUUGAAAGACUAAUCACAAACCCUGAUUUCAUUUCCUGUUUUAAUCACAGUUGAACCAUUUUAUAUUGCUCUCCCAUAGUGGGAGGAGCAGAGGUGUGAAAGGAAUAUCAAUGACUGUGAGAGGCAGAGGGAACCGUGUGUGUCUGCAUGCGUGUACAACUGCUGUAAAGAGCAGUGUGGCUGCUGCUUAAUGGAAAAGAAUGAACUGUUUCCGAUAUGAAUGUAUGCAUCUCGGGGGAAUCCUGCUCUUGUUUUGACCAUAUGGUAUCUGCAGCUCUAAUUCUAACAUGCAGCCGAUUGUAGUACCGAGAGAGAUCUAAUCACGUGAAAAAUUAAGAUUAUUUUAGCACACGUUUAAUCUCUGAAGCGCCGCUUCAUUUACAGCACUGACGAGAGGGAUGGGAGGAGCAUUUUCUGAAUCUUAUUUAACACACAUCUUAUAAUUAGGCAAGGAUGGAUGGUUUGAGCUGGUGUCAAAUUCAUUUUAUGCAGCAAUUAUACAUGCAUUGUACAGCUGUGGAAGUGAAAUUUCCAAUCAUUGCGUCAUCUGCAGAAGUUUAAAAUGCUCAUACUUAAAUACUCUUAAAAUAUAAACCUAAGUAUCAUCUGCAAAGAGAUGUUCCCAAAUGAUUUGACAAAAUGUCCUAUUGCAUAACAUUUGGCUGCAGAUCAUUUUCCAGAGGGGCCCUGGUGAAUAAUAGCUGCUUCUUUUGUUAUAUUAGUACAUUAGUUAAUUAUUUCCCCAAUAAACCUGUAUAAUCUUCAUAUCACAUUAUGAGGUGGAAGCGGCACAGAUUCAACUACACCAUGAAAAUAUGAAAAACAAGCUUGUGCCAUUACAUUUUAUUUAUUUAUUUCUUGUUUAAACUACAUCACUCUCAACAUUUGGUACAUAGACUACCAGUCAGAUGUUAGUUCCUGAUGAACUUUUCACUGCAUAUUUAUCUUUUGAAAAGUCAAGGCCAAUGUAUGCCAAACAUUUCAACAUCUUUACCCUGUUCCCAUAUCCAUGGAGAUUUCAGAAUGUUUUUCUUAAGUUACGAAGAAACAAAUUUCACUCAUGACAUAUAUUUCUGAGUGUAUUACAUAAUUUCAAAAACUGGAUCAUUAAGUUUAAAUUUUCAAUACUAAGAUAAAGGGCAUUCAGCACACGCAACCUCUCAUGAAGCAUCAUGGGAGCUUCUGUCCCAUCAUUUAGAUUUUCUAUAUUAUGGUAGUCAGGGACCAUUUAUCACUGAAAUAUCUCUCAACAAUGAUGACAAUCAAUAUUCCAUAAAUAGGCAGCAAGCACUAUUGUAGAGAACUGAGAUUUAUUAUGGGCAAAUAUUACACAAAGGCACACCGAUGUGCAUACACACACUCUCACCCAAGUAUUGAAAUCCUUAUGACACUCUUAACCUUAGACAAAGUAGUUCAAAGAAACAUCAAGCAUGGUGUUGUGAUUUGAUACUUAGACUGUGAUACUGUGACAUGAUACCACAAUAAUACAAAUAUAUAUAUAUAAAUAUAUUAAUUUGUUUUUACAAGUCAUCCUUGUUUUUGUUUUUUAUUUGGGCACUUUACUCCCCUCAAUCUCCAAGGGAGCCAUUUAAAUUAAUGAAAUUUAAUACUAUAAAAGAACUUUUCAUUUCACUGAGAUCCCCCCAAAGGACUAAACCAUCAUGCUUCAUGAAGAAAACACACUCAAGUGACUUCUUUUAUUUAUCAUUUAUUGAUACAACUUAAGAUGAAGAGCACAGUUUCCUCAAACUUUUCCAUAAUGGGACUCCCCACUGUACAGUAAAUGCAUUUAGUUUUAGAAAACUUAAACUAGAAUUUGGGGGUUAUGCUAUCUGCUAAAUUUAUCUGUAAAGAGGUUCAAGUCGUUUUUUUCAUUUUUUGUUAGAACCCCACAGGACCCUUUUCAAGGACAUGUGGUAAUUUCCAAGACCCAGUGAGAACCACUGCUUUAGCAAGUAGCCCAGUUUCACAUACUUUGAAUCUAACACUGUAUUACAGGGUUGGGGUCGAUUCAAGAUGCCUUGAUGGAGUAAAACACACAUCACACAUGACAACCAGUAUUAGAGCAUGAGACCAAUUAAAACCUAGUACAAAUUUAAAGCAUAAACUAUAUUUUUUCUAUGUUUUAAGCUCUCAGUGGAAUUGACCCCAACCUUGCCUAAGCCAUCAGUCUUUGUAAAGUACACUGUUUCCAGGGAAUUGAAAAAAAAAAGAAGAUAUUUGAACGACAUUAGCCAGCUCUUAUACAAUGUUGUUUGUAGGUCCCGAGGCUGUCUGUUUUGUAAAAAAACAAAAUAAUAAUAAUAAUUUUUACUUGUUGACUUUCUAUGCUGUUGUUUCUGUAUAAAUGUUCUAUUGUUCAGUGCAUGUUGUAACUUUGGCGUUGUGACUGGUUGUGAUUUACACAGAGCCAGUACUUGUCAUGUAAAAAAAAGAAAAGUGUCUCAAUGUCCCAAGAUAUUUCUAUUUCUUAAGAAAAGCAACAUUUCCCUUGGAUGACUAAAAAUGAAAUAAAUCAGAUCACUUUACAUUUUA